Molecule: messenger RNA, 863 nt
Organism: Colletotrichum destructivum
Lineage: Eukaryota; Fungi; Ascomycota; Sordariomycetes; Glomerellales; Glomerellaceae
Exons: 2
Coding region: 126-749 (207 amino acids)
Source: RefSeq, a predicted model, not a curated record
GACGUAAGUAGUCAACAAAAUCAGCCGACACACAGUUACCGUCGUUCAUUUCGCCCAACAUUGUUUUCGUAUAGAGUCCCUCCUGGUGGUUUUCGAUGUCAAUUUGAUCUAGCCGCUCGCUCGCUAUGUCUGAGCAAUCCGAGUCCACUAAGCGUGUCAUCCGCAACAUUCAGACCGAUGGCCACAAAAUUACCGCCGACAAAACUGUUCGCGCUUGGCGCGUCCCCAUGACGAGCGAGUUUCCUACGCCCCCGAAGGCAACCCGACGUCCACCCAACAUGUGGCUGGAAGAGGGCAACCAGAAGUCCGGUCUGCAGCACAUGACGGGAGAACAAGCGAAGAUCAGGACAUUUGAGGGGGUAGGGAUCCCGGCGGCAUCUCAGCGGGAGAAGAUACCAAUCCUAGCCGAGGCAGCGACAACGGCGGGUAGACACAUCACCACUCAGGGGAGGAGGAACGAUCGUCCAAUCAUGUCUACUUACGUUGACGGCCGAGUGAUGAAGACUGCGAUUACAGUUGCGGAAAAUGGAUAUGUGGUUGGGGUCAAUCCAGUAACGAAAAGGUUCAAGGUCAGGCCAGGCGACCCUGGCGAGGUCAGCGAUCGAACGAUGGAGAACUUGUAUAGCUACCCGCUGAAUUGCCCGGACAGGAGGCGAACUGAUGAGGCGAAGAAGGGGCAGGUGAUGGAUACCAAUGAGUCUGGUGUACAGAAGGCUAAGACUUCCCACUUUGGGCGUUUCUUCAAAUAGCUGAUCAAAGCAGGGUCACGGAACACUAGGGUUUGCUGGACGUGCUGAGGCUCGUUCCCUAUGGUUUCUUUUGUCUCUUUAGAUCAUUUCUUGAACAAAAGACUGUUGUGUAUU